Messenger RNA from Lontra canadensis (Northern American river otter), 912 nucleotides. Its product is annotated as transcription factor SOX-1-like. The coding region runs from base 89 to 682 and encodes 197 amino acids. The transcript has 4 exons. The record is from RefSeq and is a predicted model, not a curated record. NCBI's taxonomy places the organism in Eukaryota, Metazoa, Chordata, Mammalia, Carnivora, Mustelidae.
UCACCUGCACUUUCUCCAAGCUUCCAGACUUCAGAACCUGAGGCAUCAUCUUUUGCUGUCUACUUCCAGAAGACGUUAAGGCAUUAAAAUGAAGGCUCUCGUUUUGAUUGCUGUCAUCUUGACUUUCACUGCUUACUUCUCGUCUGGUGAAAGUUCCGAAGAGCAUUUUAAACCAUUUAAACAAUUAAGGUCUAAGCUGUUGAGAGGAUUUGCUGCAAAAUUUGGACUAGGUCCUGGAAGACCAGGUGCUCACUUCGGUCAUCAUGAAGUCCCCGGAGGCCACCAACUCCAUCCCCACCCCCAUCGUGCCCAAUCCCCACAUGGACCAUCACCCAGACCUACAUCACCACCUGAGAACAUCGUCCAUCCUACUUCUCAAGCAUUAUCAGCUCCUUCUCGUCCUCCUCCAACCGUAAUUUACACCACCGCCGCUAAUGCUGCCACCACCGCCGCUAACGCCGCAGCCACCACCGCCCCUGAUGCCGCAGCCACCACAGCCGCCGCUGCUGCCACCACCAUGGCUUCCCCUGCCUCGGCCCAAAACACUGCAGGUGCUGUACCCAGCACUACGGCUUCCAGUGCCCAACAACCUGAAAACAUCACCAGCGCCCCUGCGGCUGGCACCACCACCGCCCCAGUAGCCGACACCACUGCUGCCAACCUUCAGCAAGGGGAACAGUAAAUUCCACAACUGUCCAAAAUUACAGAUGUACCAAACCGCAAGAAGACAGAGGCAGACCAAGAUCCUGAAAAACUGAAUAUUGAUGUAUUAUGAUCACCUUCUCUCACCGUCUCAAUUUUAACAAAAAUACAGGAGAAGAUACAAAAAUAAAGGGAUGUGGGUUCUUAGUGCUUCUUCUUUAGUUUUGCUAUACUGUACAAACUUCAAAGAUAACCUGAUUUAUGCAUUUG